This is a messenger RNA of Gossypium raimondii (Peruvian cotton), 1271 nucleotides long. Its product is annotated as F-box/kelch-repeat protein At3g06240. The transcript has a single exon. The record is from RefSeq and is a predicted model, not a curated record. Gene Ontology annotation, molecular function: protein binding. The coding region runs from base 98 to 1189 and encodes 363 amino acids. Lineage: Eukaryota; Viridiplantae; Streptophyta; Magnoliopsida; Malvales; Malvaceae.
UUCUAUGUUAUACAUGUUUCUUAUCUCAUCAGUUGUCACCUGCACUAAUAUCACCCAUGAUUCUUUCAUUUUCUUGUUUACAGCGUAAGGAGUUGCAAUGCAGAGCAACCUUUCUUCGGAUAUCAUCGUUGAAAUACUCAUGAGAUUGCCAGUUAAGUCUAUUUGUCGGUUCAAAUGUGUUUGCAAGCUCUGGUGUUUGCUUAUCUCUGAUCCCACAUUCAUCAAAAGGCAUCUCAAUUUAGCAAUCAUAGAUAAAGACAUUGAGCACCAGAGGCAGAAGCUCAUUCUCCGCUCGAGCUCAACACCGUCUCUGUAUCAUGUGGAGUGUGAUGCUAUGACAUCUAACGAUGUCAUGGCGGUGAAGCUCCAUUUUCCAUUGAUAAGUUCAUUUGACAAAGUCAAGUUCAUUGGCUCCUUUAAUGGCCUCUUAUGCAUAUCUCUCGAACCGGAAAGACUUGUUCUGUUCAACCCUGCUACAAGGGAGCAGAAAGUGAAAAGAAUACCCAACUUAUACAUCGACAUCAACCGGUCCUUAGAUGAUCGUGUUUCUCGACCCCCGAUAUAUGGUUUCGGUUAUGACCACUCUUUUGAUGAUUACAAUGUUGUCAAAAUCAUGUAUGAAUCCAUUGUCUAUGUCUACUCAUUGAAAACAGAUACUUGGAGAAGAGCCCAAAGAUUCUCUUACCGUAGAUUUAACAGUGAUUCGGGUGUCCACCUCAAUGGCGCUGUCCAUUGGGUGUUUGCUCGAGGUAAGGAUUCUCCAUUAGUGUCGAUGCCAAGGUUGAUCGUUGCAUUCGAUUUUGCUGAAGGAAAGUUCCGGGAAUUGCCUCGACCAUAUGAUGAUGCAGAGAAUGUGACUGCAGUUGGGGUUUUAGGAGGAUGUCUUUGUUGGCUAGGGGAGCAACAAGAUUUCUGGGUUAUGAAGGAAUACGGUGUGAAAGAAUCAUGGACUAAAGUCGUGAUCGGCGUCCCCUUUUUGAACUUGAGACCAUUGUGUUUCUUGAAGAAUGAUGAAGCUUUGUUGGUGAUUAAUGAAGGAUUGAUUGUUUACAAUCCAAGAGAAGAUACACACAGGGAGAUUGUAAUCCAUGGCAUCAAUGGCAGGGGGAAACUGGAAAUAGAGACAUAUGUGGAGAGCCUUGUUUCACCUAAUGUAUGGAACUGGGAGUUGAAAGAGAUAUCAGAUUAAAAUUUGUGAGGAUUGGAUAUGUUUUUAAUUUCGAUAUAAAUAUUGUUAUUAUAUUUGAUAUCUGUUCAAGUUAAAUUUAUUU